AUGAGUCUUCCCCCAAUAUUGUACCACUACUUCAAGACGCCUCUCCCAUACAUACCCACGCUCGCCCUUCAAGAGGCCCUCCACUUCAUCCAACUCAAACAGCGACGCGCCUCAGAUAAUCAUCAAGAUAUCCUACUCCUCCUCCAGCAUCGCCCCGUUUACACUGGCGGACGUCGACAGCUGGAAUCCGAGCUUGCGGUCGAGCGCGCACGCCUCACCAAUAUUGGUGCCGACUUCCUGCGCACACAGCGCGGUGGGCAGCUCACAUACCAUGGGCCGGGGCAACUCGUUGGGUAUCCGUUGCUGGACCUGGGGCGCACCACACCAGCGAUGGGCAUUCGCGACUACAUUUGCCGCAUGCAGAAGAUGAUCGAGAACCACUUGCAGGAGGCGCAUGGCAUCGCGCAUAUCCCUUCCAAGCACACUGGAGUGUUUCUCAACGCAACUACCAAAGUUGGGAGUAUCGGCGUCCAGGUGCGGCACCGUCUCACCACUCAUGGAUUCGCAUUCAACGUCACGAGCGAGCCAAUCGCGUGGUUCGACGAAAUCGUAGCGUGUGGGCUGGCAGAUGUGAAAGCAGGCUGUAUAGAGCGUGCCGCACGCAAGGCCGUCAAUGUGGAAGACGUAGUACCGGAUGUUGUGAAUGCCUUUGGGCGGCUGUUUGAGCGGGAUAUGGAAAAGUUGGAAGUGGAGAAGGCUGGGGAGGCGGGAGAGCUUAUCGCUGAAAUGGAAGAUGAGGCACGGAAAGCCGGUCAGUGGUCGAAAGCACCCUCGCCUGUGUCAUAA
Heterobasidion irregulare TC 32-1 is the source of this 786-nucleotide messenger RNA. RefSeq lists its product as uncharacterized. The transcript has a single exon. Lineage: Eukaryota; Fungi; Basidiomycota; Agaricomycetes; Russulales; Bondarzewiaceae. Gene Ontology annotation, molecular function: lipoyl(octanoyl) transferase activity. Gene Ontology annotation, biological process: protein lipoylation. The record is from RefSeq and is a predicted model, not a curated record. Bases 1 to 786 code for a protein of 261 amino acids. Gene Ontology annotation, cellular component: mitochondrion.